This is a messenger RNA of Lathyrus sativus (Indian pea), 2037 nucleotides long. The record is from the annotation of a GenBank genome assembly. NCBI's taxonomy places the organism in Eukaryota, Viridiplantae, Streptophyta, Magnoliopsida, Fabales, Fabaceae.
AUGAAUAGCCAUUUUGCAGUAUCAUCUUCUUCACAUUUUCAACGUUUUCCAAAAUCAUUCUCUCUUCGUAGAAAAGUGCCAUGGUGGUACCAAAUACAACAUCCACGUUCACCAUUUCUUGCAAAAUGGAACGUUAUAUUCCUCUACUCCUGCCUCUUUGCUCUCUUUCUAGACCCUCUUUAUUUCUAUAUUCCCGUCACAGGAGACAAAGCAUGCUUGCAAACCGACUUAGUCCUCGGCGUUUUCGUCACGUUAUUACGUACUGUCGCGGAUGUCUGCUUCUUCUUUCAUAUAGUUCUUAAGUUUCGCACCGCGUAUAAUUCUCCAACCUCUCAUGUAUACGGCCGCAAAGAGCUUAUCACCGAUCCCAAGAUGAUUAUGAGUCGAUACCUCAGACAUGAUUUUAUCAUUGAUCUUCUUGCCUGUCUUCCUUUGCCUCAGAUAGUUAUUUGGAUUGUGAUUCCAGCGGCAAAAAACUCGACUGCAGCUCAUUCAAACCACACGCUGUCCCUGAUAGUUCUAAUUCAGUACAUUCCAAGACUGUUUCAGAUUUUUCCUUUACAACGCAGAAUCUUGAAGACUAGUGGGCUUAUAGCAAAAACUGCUAUGGCAGGUGCAUUGUACAAUCUCGGAUUCUACAUGCUCGCCAGCCAUGUUUUAGGAGCAACGUGGUAUGUGACGUCGAUUCAGAGACAAUACCAGUGUUGGAGAAUAAUGUGCAAGAAGGAAAUGAACAGAACACAUUCACCUUCUUGUAAUCCUUCUUUUCUUGAUUGUAAUACUCUUAAUAGCCGCGAACGACAAGUUUGGUUUAAACGCACUCGAGUCCUCUCUGCUUGCGAUGCACUCAAUGAUAGAAACCACUUUCAGUUUGGAAUGUUUGCUGAUGCUUUCACUGAUCAUGUCUCUUCAUCAAGAUUCUUUCAAAAAUAUUUUUACUGUCUCUGGUGGGGUUUGAAAAAUCUCAGUUCAUAUGGACAAAAUCUUCAGACUAGUACUUACAGCGGCGAAACGUUAUUUUCAAGUUUCAUAUGCAUAGCAGGCCUUAUCCUGUUUGCACAUCUCAUUGGUAACAUGCAGAAUUAUCUGCAAUCUUCAACUGCAAGACUUGAAGAGUGGAGACUUAGACAAAAAGAUACAGAAGAAUGGAUGAAUCAUCGCCAACUUCCACCAGAACUACAAGAACGUGUUCGUCGUUUUGUUCAGUAUAAAUGGCUUGCCACGAGAGGUGUUGACGAAGAAGCCAUUUUGAAAUCCUUGCCUAUUGAUCUUCGACGCCAGAUUCAGAGGCAUCUCUGUCUUGAUAUUGUUCGCCGAGUGCCGUUUUUUGGCCAAAUGGAUGAUCAACUUCUCGAUGCUAUAUGUGAACGUCUUGUUUCAUCAUUGAACACGAAAGGUUCGUAUAUAGCUAGAGAAGGCGAUCCAGUUCGCGAGAUGCUUUUUAUCAUCAGAGGAAGUAUAGAGAGUUCUACAACAGACGGUGGUAGAUCAGGAUUCUUCAACUCUAUCACCCUAAAACCCGGUGACUUUUGUGGCGAAGAAUUGCUAACAUGGGCUUUAACGCCCGACCCUAGUCUUAACCUUCCAGAUUCAACAAGAACUGUCAAGACAAUAACCGAAGUAGAAGCAUUUGCACUUCGAGCAGAUGAUCUCAAAUUCGUGUCGAGCCAGUUUAAGCGUCUGCACAGCAAGAAACUGCAACACGCUUUCAGAUACUAUUCUCAUCAGUGGAGAACUUGGGGUGCGUCGUUUAUACAAGCAGCUUGGAGGCGUCACCGGAAGAGAGAAUUGGCAAUGGAGUUGCUAGAAAAAGAGAAUCUGUAUUAUGAAAAUGUUAUGGAGCUUGAUGCAGGAGAGAGUUCCAAUGCUAAUCCUGGACAGAAUUUCGGGGCUACAUUUUUGGCUUCGAGAUUCGCUGCAAACACGAAGAAAGGCGCGGUUAAGAAGGUUACAAUAAUCCCUGAUGAUAGCAGUUUGAAAAUGCCUAAGAUGUUCAAGCCAACUGAGCCUGAUUUCUCAACAUUUAAACAUGAUUAA